GCAGAAGCUGCACUGCGCAAAGGCUGCGCAUACUUGACGCGCGUGAGUCCUAGCCGGCAUGAGCCGGAAAUGUUCUGAAGAGCUACCCCCGGAGGAGGGGAUGGAGGUGGACUGUACGCCAGAGGACCUGUCGAGGUGUUCGUAUGAGGAGCGCUGUGUGCAGCUGGGGGAGGUGAAGGACAUGCGGCUGGAGGCUGAGGCGGUGGUCAGUGAUGUGCUCUUCGCGGUCACAGACAUGCAGGUCUCUCGCAGUCUCACCAGCGGACUCGAUGUGGCCUACAUAAACGUGGAGAGCAGAGAGGGAAGGCGAUACUGCUUAGAGCUCACUGAGGCAGGGUUACGGGUGGUGGGACACGUCUUCGAUCAGGUGGAUGAGGAGUUGAGCUCCCAGUAUCAUGAGACUGUUUACUCACUGCUGGAUUCUCUCAGCCCCGGAUACAGAGAAGCGUUUGGAAAUGCUCUGCUACAGAGACUGGAGAAGCUCAAACAAACCGGACAGUGAGGGCUUCAGUAUCAUUCACAAUAUCUCUGCUCGCGAACAGUUCAGUGCCGCUCUCAGCUUAAAGCAUCAGUGGUACCUUUUUCAGUUUUUAGCCUGUGAUAUGUUUGAACAGAUCUUCUUCUGACUUGCCUGUGAUGUUUUAAAGUAUUUUACUGUUAUUUGGAGAGGUAUCAUUGCUGUGACACAGAUGAAUACUCCAUUUUUAUUCAUAUUUAUGCAAAUGAAAUAACCCUCAGAAAUAGCAACGUGCUGUUUUGAGGACUAUCGGGAAAUGUUUGAACUAAAGUCUUUUGUGUUCACAUACUAGUGCUCUGAUUUUGGAUGAACUUGGUCCUGCAAAUAUGAGUUUUAGAGCUCCAUACUGUACUUCCUUUAAAAGUACAGCAUGGCUCUUAAAAGUAUUAACAUUAAAAACAUAUCAGAUGCCUUACUACUUUCAUUCAGAUUUCUAACAAUUCAGUUUUCUUUCGUUCAGAAUUCAGUUGGUAGUUGUUAAUUGAAAAUCCUGAUACAUUAUCUUCUCUUCCUUUAGUUUGCUACAGAUAAUUGAAUAUCAGACCCCUUUGUGAAUGUAAAAACACAUCGAUUGCUUCAUUGUUUUCUUUCUCAAUCUGUCAAAAUUAGCAGUAAGGAUUGAACAGCCAAAAACAUAGUGGUGAUAUCCACUAACACCUCCACAGAGUCAUUUUUUUAAGAAAAUGGUGACUUUCUUAAACCUGUUUCAAAUAUCAAAGAUGGUGCAUUUUAGCACUGAAACAGAAGCUUUAUAUUUUAUAUUUGCAGAAUCUUUUCCCCCACAAUUACAUUACAUAACAGCAGCAUGUUCGACUUUUUGUUGUAAAGAGAAAGACAGUCCUAUAUAUCGGAAAGAACAAACAUCUCAUAUAAUAGUCCAAUUUUGGUGUUUUUAAAAUCUGGUUUUAAAUAAUGAUUUUUAUUGAAAGAUUUCAAGUUACGCAGAACCCUUGAUUUACUGGUCAAAACAAAAUGCUGAGUAUUGCACUAAGUGAGAUAAAGCAGCCAUUUGCUGACUUUGUUUGAAAAGGCUGUGUAAAAAUAUGCUAUUAAGUUACAUUCCAUCUAAGUUCCGUUUUGAGCAGAAGGAAGAGAUUCAUUUAAAUAAAUGCAUUAAUACAGGAAGUUGUUGUAUGAUGGGUUUCUACCUCAUGUUGGGUGUUUAUUUUGACCUUUUUAGCAUGCCUGUGAAAUUGAUGUGUGUUUUCA
Molecule: messenger RNA, 1726 nt
Organism: Sinocyclocheilus grahami
Lineage: Eukaryota; Metazoa; Chordata; Actinopteri; Cypriniformes; Cyprinidae
Product: GSK3-beta interaction protein-like
Exons: 3
Coding region: 59-502 (147 amino acids)
Biological process (GO): regulation of canonical Wnt signaling pathway
Cellular component (GO): cytoplasm
Molecular function (GO): protein kinase A binding; kinase regulator activity
Source: RefSeq, a predicted model, not a curated record